Messenger RNA from Daucus carota subsp. sativus, 1037 nucleotides. Its product is annotated as protein Dr1 homolog. Lineage: Eukaryota; Viridiplantae; Streptophyta; Magnoliopsida; Apiales; Apiaceae. The transcript has 6 exons. The record is from RefSeq and is a predicted model, not a curated record. Bases 288 to 755 code for a protein of 155 amino acids. Gene Ontology annotation, molecular function: protein heterodimerization activity.
AAACACAACCUUGUGUGCAUAUAUUAACAUGCUCCUCCUCACCUCCCCACCCCGCUUUUCCCUCGCGUCCACCCCACUCUCCCCCUUUCUCUCCUCCCCCCACUCCCUCACGCUCCCCUGGCGCGUGACCUCUCCCCCCACGCGCUCAUUAUACAAUUCUAGCCCUAGUCGCCUAUAUCUCCUCGCCGUUGCGCAUCUCAUCUCCGAUCUCAUCGCGCCGAUUUCGUCAUCUCGGUUGUUUUUGUGUUUUUAUUGAUUAAGAAUUGAAUUUUUUUGGGGAUUUGGUUAUGGAGCCGAUGGAUAUAGUUGGGAGGACUAAAGAGGAUGCUUCGCUUCCCAAAGCCACUAUGACAAAAAUCAUCAAGGAAAUGUUGCCUCCAGAUGUCCGUGUUGCUAGAGAUGCUCAAGACCUUCUGAUUGAAUGCUGUGUAGAGUUCAUUAACCUAAUCUCAUCAGAGUCAAAUGAAGUUUGUAGCCGAGAAGAUAAAAGAACAAUUGCACCAGAGCAUGUGCUAAAAGCCUUAGAGGUUCUUGGCUUUGGGGAGUAUAUUGAAGAUGUUUAUUCAGCAUAUGAACAACACAAAGUUGAAACUAUGGAUACUGUGAGGGGUGGGAAAUGGACUACUGGAGCAGAGAUGACCGAGGAAGAAGCAUUAGCAGAACAGCAGAGAAUGUUUGCAGAGGCACGUGCACGGAUGAAUGGCACGGCAGUGACUCCCAAACAACCAGAACCGGAACCGAGUAUGGAUAGCUAGAUUAGAAGCAUUUCUUACUUAAGUAUAGGCAAGCUCCUUUUGUACCAGUUCUUCACUUGCUAUGUAGGAGACGCUCUUGUCCAGUGCAUAGGCACUUGUCUACUCCUUUUUUAAACUUGUACUCAGAAAAUAUGUUUACAUAUUGCUGUAAUUACUGACGUGCCAGUCCAUGUUUUUUACAUUGUGCUUGUUAGUUUCUAUUGUUCUCAAGCAACAAAUGUUAACUUGUACUGAAUUAGUUCUUGUUUAGCUAAAGCCUAUAUAUAGUUAAUUUGGUAGUUA